Molecule: messenger RNA, 1712 nt
Organism: Anopheles coustani
Lineage: Eukaryota; Metazoa; Arthropoda; Insecta; Diptera; Culicidae
Gene: Rtnl1
Product: reticulon-3-A
Exons: 6
Coding region: 1-1200 (399 amino acids)
Source: RefSeq, a predicted model, not a curated record
AUGCAAAGUGUGAACAUGGAAGGCUUCCAGGAUAAAUCUGAAAAUUCACUAGUCGAUUUAAGCUUUGAAAAUAUCGGAGCAACACUUGGAGCAGAUGCGGCUCUUGAUAACAAAAUUGAAAUGGAAAAGAAGCUCGAAGAUUCCCUCUUCUCUGGCGCUGCAGAGUCGGACUAUAAAGCAAAGGACAGUGAUGUUUUCGAUGAGUGUAUACCGUUGGUUCAAAGCACCUAUAGCGAAGAUCAACUGAAUGGUAAAGAUGAACCAUUUUCGGUGGUGGAACAGUUCAAUACAAGUCAGCCCGUAAAAUCUCUAAACAAUGCGGUUUUGGACGAUGAGGUCGAAAGUGAUUAUAUGAAUCCGUAUGUCAGCAUACGACAGGAAAAGGAGAAAAGUUACGUCCAUGAGGAAUCAGCUGCUACGACAUUUACAAGGGAACCUGUUCAAGCUGCACCGGAGGCUGAAGAAAACUCCACUGCGUCAGCCUGCAAUUUAUCGAAUGUUGUUGAAUCGGUUUCCGUUCCUAGCAUGCCGGAUGCAGCUAAGGAAUGUAUCGAAAUUGAGCAAAUAUUUAAGGAUUAUGGACUAGACACUUGGUUCAAUCCGGCAAGACUACACCCCAAAGUGGAGUCCCUGAUUUAUUGGCGAGAUGUAAAGAAGUCCGGCGUGGUCUUUGGCGGUGGUCUCGCACUUCUACUUGCUAUGUCGCUGUUUUCGUUGAUCAGCGUGUUUUCAUACCUUUCCUUGCUGCUCCUAUUCGGUACUAUAUCGUUCAGGAUCUACAAGAACGUAUUGCAAGCUGUGCAGAAAACCGCUGAAGGCCAUCCAUUCAAGGAAUAUUUGGAUAUGGAUCUAACUCUGUCACAGGAGAAGGUACAGCAACUCGCCACCGUAGCUGUGGCGCAUGUGAAUUCAGUGCUGACCGGAUUGCGUCGCCUGUUUUUAGUAGAGGAUCUCGUCGAUUCGAUCAAGUUUGGCGUUUUGCUUUAUUGGCUCACUUAUGUGGGUGCCAUUUUCAAUGGCAUCACCUGCGUUAUGAUUGGCUACGUAGCAUUGUUCACCCUGCCAAAGGUGUAUGAAAAUAACAAGCAAUCUGUCGACACCCAUAUAGAACUCGUUCGAAGCAAACUUCAAGAGAUAACAGAAAAGGUCAAAGCUGCUGUUCCCCUGGGCAAGAAAACGGAAACUGAGAAAACAAAGUAAGAGCAUACCAUCCUUUGUGCAUGACGAACAUCUUUGGAGAAGCAUUCAAGAUUAUUAAGGGCAUACAGAGCCAACAAUGCGAAGAAUAAUUGCUAAAGAGGAUAUUAUUAAGAUUCGAAUAUUUGCUGUUGUUUGUGAUUUGCUUUUGAAGUUUUUCGCGAAGUUUUCAUUUAAAAACCAGCUUUUUUAAACAUCAUACAACGUAACGAUGAGAGAUACAAAUCAAAAUUUUAAUGUCCAUCGGCUUCUCUACCCAAUACACAAGUAAAGCAUAAGAACUUAAUGAAGAGCGGAUGAACAAUAGCAACCAGGAACGUGUGCGCACGAAUGAAGUCGUUACUGAGAUUAUGUGGCCCCUUCUUAUCGGAAGAGCUAGUGUUACACUCUGAAGAAAAUAUAAAAUAAUAAGAAAUUGUGUGUGAUUGUAAUGAAAUUCCGCGUUACGUAUGCUUUGUUGCCAAGGCUUAGGGUGCCAUGUUUUGUUUUCAGACCCUCUUGUGUCUUAAUUGUGA